AUGGCUACUACGUUGUACAUGAUAAAUCACCUGAUGUUGGAGAAUUCAUUGAGCACUAAUUACAGCUUGUAUUAUUUGACGAAGAGAUUAAAUGAUAGGGUCUACAGUAAAAAUCUUCUUGCCGAUGACAAUGAUUUGCUUCAGUUGUUGGUGUCCCAGCCACAUUUUCCUGAGAUUUAUGUUGUCGAAGACGAGUCUAGUGGAGGAGUGUAUAUUCCUUCGUUCGAUCUCCCUCAAUUUUCCGCAUAUGGAGGUGAAUCUAAUGCAAUAUUCGAAGGUGGGGACGGAUUGGAAGCAAUCCAAAGAUAUGCUUAUUUAGACUUAUCAGCCGGAGAUUCACCAGCGCAAGAAAUUGUUGAACCGUCGAUCACUUGGGAUGAAGAAUAUGUUCCAUCGUUUGAAGCCGAGACUGAUACAAGCGUCUCUGAAGACUUGUCGGAGCCAGAGAACUUGAGAAGCGCGGGGAUUGAAUAUGCAGCGUCACUUGUGGAUAUUGAAGAUUAUCAGCUUCUACCUCGGGAGCUGUCAAAGAAUUCUUAUUUUAAUAGCAAAGAUGAUCUGAUCGUUGCAAUCGGUCUAUGGAACAUGGAACAGGGCAAGGAAUAUUCUAUCACCAAAUCAGACAACAGACGAAUUUACUUCAAAUGCAAGCAUUUAGAUAAGUGCCCCUUCAAGCUCAGUGCAUCGUCUCAAGAUGGAUCCAUUUGGGGUGUGUAUAAGUUUACCAAUGAGCACUCAUGCGACGGUGAUCUAGGGCGCGUAAAGCGAAUAAAGGCCCUCGCAAAAGUCGUUGCAGCAUAUUUGGCACAGAAAAUACAUGACGAUUGUGAGAUCUUGAAGCCGAAGGCCAUCAAGCUGGAGCUGCAACGUGAGUUUGGUGUACACAUCAAGUACGUUGUUGCAUUGCGAGCCCGUAAUCGAGCGACUGAGAUGGUUUAUGGUCGACAUGAUCAAUCCUUCAAGAUGCUGCCUAAGUAUUUAUACAUGUUGAGACAAUCCAAUCCCGGUUCGUUGGUGGAGUGGGAAGUUGACCCCGAUGGCCGAUUCAAACACUUAUUUGUUGCUCUUACAGCUUCGGUUAGUUGUUUCAUGUUCAACUUACGGCCAGUGAUUGUAGUCGACGGCACACACUUGAAGGGCAAGAAUAGGGGUAUUCUGUUUGUUGCAGUGACCAAGGACGGCAACGAGAGUUUAUUCCCGCUCGCGUAUGAUGUUGGCCCGAAAGAGAACGAUGAAUCGUGGAUGAAUGAGUUACCAAAUGCCACCCACGGCCUAUGCUACUACCAUUUGCAAAAUAACCUGAAGCAUUACGGUAAGGCCGUGGUAGAGUUGUAUCGACAAGCUGUAUUUGCGUACGAGAAAUCUGACUUCACUAGGGCUAUGAACGCCUUAAAGGUUAUGAAGAGAGCCGCGUACGAAAAACAAAUGGGGAUUGGGUCAGAAAAGUGGGCUCGUUCGAUGUGUCCUAUGCCUGUGCGACGGUACAGUUUUAUGACAUCAAAUGCUGCUGAAACUUUUAAUGCGAGAUUGUUGUGGGCAAGAAGACUUCCUAUCUGCUCAAUGUUAGAGGCAAUCAGACUUGUUAUUGAGAAAUGGUUCAGCGAGCGACUAAGAGCUGCACAACAAAGCGAUGAACCCUUGUCUGCUGAGGCCGGUAAAAGGGUAGCUAUUGAAGUCCAAAAAAGUCGUCGAUACACUGCACAAAGGUUGAGUGGCCGGAAGUAUAAGGUGCAAACUGGUGACAGAAGCUUUAAAGUGCAUCUGGAGAAGAAAAAAUGCGAAUGUCGAGCAUUUCAGCUAGACCAACUGCCCUGUUCUCAUUCAAUCGCUGCAAUAAGUGAGGCAAGUGAUACGAUCGCGGAGUAUGUAGACGAUUACUACACGAAUGAAUUUCUUAUCGAUUGUUACUCUGGCGAAGUUAAUCAUCUACCACCGAGACACCAGUGGUUGAUUCCCGAGUACAUCGCUGAGAGUGUUGUAUUACCUCUGAUUGUCACUAGACAAUCGGGGCGCCCAAAAGAAAGUAGACAUCGAGGUGGUGGUGAAGGUAACAACACACAAGCAGAGGAGUCUUCUAGUAUCAGGCGUCGUAAACCAAAGAAGUGCAGCAUCUGCCAUGAAGAAGGACACACCAAGAGAACGUGCGCUGGCAGGGCGACUGAGACCAGGGAGUAG
Messenger RNA from Salvia miltiorrhiza (redroot sage), 2175 nucleotides. RefSeq lists its product as uncharacterized. The transcript is spliced from 5 exons. Bases 1 to 2175 code for a protein of 724 amino acids. The record is from RefSeq and is a predicted model, not a curated record. Gene Ontology annotation, molecular function: zinc ion binding. Lineage: Eukaryota; Viridiplantae; Streptophyta; Magnoliopsida; Lamiales; Lamiaceae.